Messenger RNA from Serpula lacrymans var. lacrymans S7.9, 1924 nucleotides. RefSeq lists its product as uncharacterized. The transcript is spliced from 14 exons. The record is from RefSeq and is a predicted model, not a curated record. Bases 54 to 1739 code for a protein of 561 amino acids. NCBI's taxonomy places the organism in Eukaryota, Fungi, Basidiomycota, Agaricomycetes, Boletales, Serpulaceae.
ACAAGACCAUACCGUAUGCUUUAGGCGACUUUGCAAUAGAUGAAGAAAGACCUAUGAAGGUCGUUGUCAUAGGUGCUGGUUUCAGUGGCAUCACUGCUGGAAUACGGUUUCCUCAGCGCAUCAAGAAUAUAGACAUUACGAUCUACGACAAAAAUGCUGGUGUUGGCGGAACCUGGUACUCCAACAGGUAUCCGGGACUGUCAUGUGAUAUACCGUCGCAUUGUUAUCAACUUACUUUCGAAGAGAAUACGGAAUGGUCUUCCUUCUAUGCUCCAGGUCCAGAGAUCCGCGCUCACUUACAGCGCAUCACUGACAAGUACCAGCUCAUGCGAUACAUCAAACUUCAGCACGAACUAAUACACGCACGAUAUGACGAAAAGGAAGGGAAGUGGCACCUCAAGCUUCGUCGUCCUGCAGCGGAUUCCACUGCUGAGCACCCCCGCAUGGAGGAGAUAGAGGAUGUUGCGGACUUUGUGUUGUGUGGUGCUGGUGGAUUAAGCAGGUGGUCUUGGCCAAAUAUCGAGGGUCUACACGACUUCAAGGGACGGUUGAUGCACUCAGCCGGAUGGGACACUGACGAUUGGAAGGAAGGUGUGAAGGACUGGAAAGAUAAGAAGGUUGGGAUCGUGGGUGUGGGUUCCUCAGCCAUACAGAUGGUUCCUGCUCUCCAGCCAUAUGUCGGCCAUCUCUAUAACUUUGUUCGUGGCAAGACGUGGCUGGCCACACCAUUCUUUUCAGAGAAACUAUCUGAAAUGAUGAAGCGCGACCCGGAGGCUGCAAACUAUAGUUUUAGCGACGAGGACAGGCAAGUGUUCAAGGAUCCCACAUUUUACAAGCAGUUCAGGCAUGAAUUGGAAGAAGAGCUAAACUCAAUUCAUUCCUCCACCAUGCAAGGCAGUGAGGAGGAGGCUCAGGCUCGCAAGGCAUUCAAGGAAAAUAUGCUUAAGCGCCUUGAAAAGAAACCGUGGAUAGCUGACUAUAUUAUGCCCGAAUUCCCGGUGGCGUGUAGGAGGUUGACUCCUGGUCCCGGAUAUCUCGAGGCACUCACUGAAGAUAAUGUGGACUUUGUUCCCAAGGACAUCAAACGGGUCACUCCAACUGGCUUGGAAACAUCCGAUGGUCAACAUUAUGACCUUAACAUCCUUAUCUGCGCUACAGGUUACGACACUGAUUUCCGUUAUCCUUUCCCUGUCAUCGGGAGAGGAGGAAGAACAUUACAAGAACGAUAUGAUCCACACCCAGAAACAUACCUCUCCAUUUGCACCGAUGGUUUUCCGAACUGGUUUAGUAGUCUUGGGCCAAAUUCAGGCGUUGGAUCGGGCUCAUUGCUCGUACUCAUCGAGCGUGAAAUCGAAUAUGCUGCUGCUGCCGUUUUGAAGAUGCAGCGCGAAAGGCUGAAGAGUAUCGAGGUAAAGAAGGAGGCUGUCGCUGAUUUUGAUCAGUACCUUGAGCACUACUUCCCGAAGACCGUCUACAGUGCGAAGUGUCGCUCAUGGUACAAAGCUGGAAAGGAGGAGGGUCGCGUCGUUGGUGUCUGGCCAGGAUCGUGUUUACAUGCUGCGCGUGCCUUCGAACGUCCUCGCUGGGAAGACUACAACUAUGAAUAUCUCGGUGAUAUCAAGAAUCGCUUCCACUGGCUUGGAAACGGGUAUACCUACAACGAGAAACAUAUGGUGGGCGACAGGGCGUGGUAUCUCAGUGAUGAGGAAGUUGAUUUCCCUCCAGUACCAGCAACUUGAACAACGCCGGGAAAAUUCUGUUCAACUUUAUUAUGUUUCAUUAUGACUGACGAAUGUAUUAUAUACUACGCUUUGAUUUCAUGAUACCACUCUUCUGUAGAGUUAGCAUACGGUUACUUGGCACCAAACUGUCGGAAUUCAUCUUCCACUAUGCUGUGAUUUGUGAACAAAAACUUGUUUACAUU